CUUAUUUUUUAUUUUAUAUGGACCUUUCUAUUGUUUUCAAACAGUAAGUAUGGUUUUGCUGAUUCUUUAUUUUUUGCACCUUUGCCUCCCUGUUCUUGCAAUAUCUAUACAUAGGUUUGUAUUUCUUAUUAGUAUUUUCAUACUACUCAUGGCUUGUGUUUACCUUUUAGUCUGAAACACUAGGAUUCUGUCACAUAUUCAUGAAAUAGUGAUGCUCUUGAUAAAAAUAAAUCUGUUGCUGUUGGAAACUUUGUAAUGGGAUAGUGUUUUCUUCUAAUGUAUGCUAAAACUUGCUUAUGAAAUCAACUGGAACACUAGAAGCCUUUCAAGCAAUAUUCUGUGAAAAUAAUUUAGAGAUAGAACUGCUUAAAUUUCUUAAACCAUGUCCUGUUGUCAAUAAAGAUAAAAAUAAAUUUAUGGUUCUCUGUAUUGAAUGUUGGAUUGUUGCACUAUACCUAUUCAAAUCUUUAAAUACAUAAUUUCAGUAAGAUAAACAUGAAUUAAAUCUUUCAGUCUUUAAUUUACAGAAUUAUUUUAGUGCAUUCAUUUUUAUAAUAAGGUAACAACUUUCCAUCUAAUUCCUAAAGUAUUUUUUUUUUGUCUUUUUUAAUUUUCAUAGAAUUUGUCAAAAUAUGUUUGGUAAAUAGUGUUUGAAGAUAUCUAGAUUUUUAAGAGAUAAGACAUUGUUAGGUACAGAACCAGAAAUCAGGGUAAAAAUGUAAUCUUUAUUUGUAAAAAAUCAAUCUCUGCCCUAGUAUAGUAUCUACGUAAUACAGACGGAUAUGUUGUACAUAAAAUUCUCUCCUUUAUCAAGAUAUUUGAGAAACCUGUAUUCUUCCUCCCAAUUUCUAUCAGUUGUCAAUUGACUCUAGCUAGCCACCCCUUUAUCACCUGUCUUUUCUGAAGAGAAAAAGUUAUUUUAUGAACAAAAGUAAUUUCUAAUACUAAAUAAAAGUAGUACUACCACUCUUGUCCUUCCAAACCAGGCACUAAGAGACACUUAAUUACUUGAAUAGGUGAUAUGCAUUCCUAGUUACUCUUCUUACCCAUAUUAGCUUUAUCGUUUCAUUUUCAACAUUUUAGUUGCUUUCACUUUGUUAAUGGCCCUUGGGUAAUAAUGUCGAGCCCACUUAUCUUUCUCAAACAAGGGUGAGUAAGAGGUUCUAUGUAAUUAACUCAUUAUAAGAGUGGUAGUAUUGGACCAAGAGUAGAAUGAAAAUUAGGAAAAAUCAGAACGUGUAGUAUUAUUCAGUGGACGUCCAUAUUCUCAAAGUGAUCCAGAGAUAGGAGAAGAUACUUGAGGUAAACCCCUCCUCCAGGAAUUCAUGAGAUCCUGGUCCUCUCCCAGUCUGCUGAGGAGAUCCCAAACAUCCAAGAUCUGGAUAAGGAGUGGAUCGUACCUAGAUUGUCUUAACAUGGUAAGCUUGACAGAACCGUUUUAAUUAGCAUUCAACCAAAACUCUGACCAAUAAGCUAUUUUUUCCAUUUCUGUGAUCUAGAGAUAAAAAUAUAUACACAAGACAACUUCAGGGGUUUGAACACUCUUCAACCUGCCUACUCCAAUAAAAUUUCUCUGAUCUUGGUACAACAUCAUGGGUUUGUCUGAACAAGACAUUUUUUUUCCUCAAACGAAGGCUCGAAAGAAAGAAGAGAGACUUUGUGAAGCCCUAAAAAAGAUUGAGCCUGCUGAAUCUUCUGAAACAACCCACGAUCCUGAGAUAUUGACACCGGAAGAGCACUUUUUCUUCUUAAAGAUGGGCCUUAAAUGCAAAAAUUAUGUGCCAGUUGGAAGGCGAGGAAUUUACCAAGGUGUAAUUUUGAACAUGCAUCUACAUUGGAAAAAACAUCAGACCUUGAAAGUAGUGGUGAAGACAUUUUCAGCAGAGGAGGUUAAGGACAUUGCUGUUGAGCUGGCAAGAUUGACUGGAGGUAUAGUGCUUGACAUUCAUGAAGAUAACACAAUAAUAAUGUACAGAGGGAAAAACUACUCCCAACCUCCAACAGAGAUUAUGUCUCCACGAGUGUCUCUUUCGAGAAAGAAGGCAUUGGAUAAAUCCAAAUACAGGGAUGCUCUCCGUGCUGUGAGGAGACAUAUUCCAAGACUAGAGCAAGAACUUGAAAUUCUGCAAGCGCAAUUCAAAAGUGCAGCAGAGAGUAAUGCAUAUGCUUCUGACGCAAUCCAGGACAUUGACAGAGAGAGAAUUUCAAAUUUUCAGUUAGACAAUUCAGAUAAACACCAACAGUUGAUGGAUGAUAACAUUGGAUGCACAGAAGAUGAGACAGAUAAUGACUCUGAGUUGGAUUUUGAUUCCGAUAAGUUAUCAGAUAUAUUUGAGACAGAUUCGGAUGUAGAGAAUUUCACCAAAGAGGAAAAACCUCUUUAUUUGGACGAGUUUGAUAAGUUUCCAGAGCAAAGCAAUGGAGAAACAAUUGAUUUUGAGGAGCAUCUACGACAAAUGUCUCUGAAUUCCAAAAACAUGGAAAAGGACCAAGACUUACCAAAGCUGGAUGAAGUUGACAGGAUUUUUCUACAUGCCACAUCUUUUUUAAAGAAAAAAACAAAAUGAGAAAUUUGCUAAACGCGAGUGUUGUAAUCAUCAUACUUAAAGAAAGAAGAGUAGCCUUACAGAAAUUACGAUGUACAACAAUGAAUGGCUUUUCUAAAUUACAAAAGUUUUAGAUUUAGCACUUUA
Vigna angularis (adzuki bean) is the source of this 2693-nucleotide messenger RNA. RefSeq lists its product as uncharacterized. Gene Ontology annotation, molecular function: RNA binding. Lineage: Eukaryota; Viridiplantae; Streptophyta; Magnoliopsida; Fabales; Fabaceae. The coding region runs from base 1593 to 2567 and encodes 324 amino acids. The transcript is spliced from 3 exons. The record is from RefSeq and is a predicted model, not a curated record.